Messenger RNA from Thermothelomyces thermophilus ATCC 42464, 3218 nucleotides. RefSeq lists its product as uncharacterized. Gene Ontology annotation, biological process: regulation of chromosome condensation. The coding region runs from base 354 to 2921 and encodes 855 amino acids. NCBI's taxonomy places the organism in Eukaryota, Fungi, Ascomycota, Sordariomycetes, Sordariales, Chaetomiaceae. The transcript is spliced from 2 exons. The record is from RefSeq and is a predicted model, not a curated record.
CAAACCCCCGUUGUAUCGCACCGCGCGACAGUCCGCGCAAUCAUUUUCUACCUUGAUCAAGGGUUCUAUCUGGGGUGCGCAUACAUUACCAACGCGCCUGAAAUACUCAAUUUUACUCAAUCCCUCUUCUCCGCAUAACUGCGAUUCUUGAGCGCCCCGCGCUUCCUUGUCCGUCGCGAAAAGCCAUCGCAACAAGUGAUGAGCAGCUGUUCGCACAUACCUCCGGACGCUUACACAAGGAUGCCUCUCUAACCUCAUUACCCGUCGAGAACCAACAAUUUGCCCAGCGAAUUCUCAAGGGCCAAUUCUCCAGGCCGCAACAACCUCUCGCCCUUCGUCGAAGCGUCAUAAUGAUGGCCAAUAACACCGAGUCAGUCUACGAUUUCGGCUUUGCUCCGAAAAAGAAGGUCGCCGCUACAUAUGGGAGAGCGGCACGGAGGAGAACAGAGACGGCAAUACGGCCGGCGACCCUCAGACACGCCGAAUCAGCGCCGGUCGUCCCUUCAAGCUUCGCCCACUCGCAAGCUGGUUCGCCUGAGCCCCCUCGUUUGUCAACACGCGCCAUCUCUUCCGUCAAGGCUAGGCGACAGGACUCACAUAAGCUGGACACUGGGUCGCGUCAACCACAGCCUGGCGAGGCGCAAAGCCAGCCGCUCCCUGAUCCUUACGACAUCGACUCGUUGUUGAGCGAGACCACGGGGACAAAGAGGAGGAGGGCUGGACAGGGCUCAUCCGCUAAGGGAAGGGCUUCCGGUCCUUACUCUACACCAGACUCGUCGCCGCCUGUCGCUCGGUCGCCCCUUCCAUCGAGUGAGGAGGAGAUACCAAGAUCGGCACCAGACGCGAGCCCAUCUAUCACGUCACAACGGAGUACGCCCGAACGGGACGCGGGCAUGAAGGAUGAUGUUCCCACAUCUAUGCCCUUCUCAGCAAAGACGUCUCGGAGGCUGAAAAAUCUCAGUGUCUCCUCCAAAAGUCCAGGAUUCAAGAAGCAGCAGAUUCCCAUCCGUCUUUCCGCGCCACCUCCCAAGCCAGCUCCUAAAAGCCCCACACGACUGGCGACCACGGCCACUGCUGUUGAAGAACAGGCACCAAUUGGCCAACCAACUCGAAAGCGGCGGCGUCUGAUAGAUGCUUUGGCAGAGCAGGUUCAGGAGGAAACCAGUUCGUCCGAGGAUGAGGCAUCGUCCCGGGAUUCAGAAUUCGCCAAUGCCCGGUCCCCAUUAGCAGUUCAAGCCUCCCCCACCCCUGUUUCGACAGUGUUAUCCCACCCUACAACAACCGCCCGACCGGUCCUGGCCACCAAGAAAACCGGCCCAAAGUUCACCUACAGCCAGCAACGAUCAAUGCUAGCUGAUGAUCAUGACCCUCUCCUCGGAGCCGGGGGGCUUGGCGACCUCGGCGACGGGCCGGCAGGAGGCGCGCUAUUCAACCUCGGACGUCUCACCAAGAGUUCCACCGUGAACACAAUAUCGUACCUCGAUGAGGAUGACGAGACAGGCAACACCGGGGCCGUCCGGAGCAUUCACGAGUUAAGGCAGGCUGGCGCAAAUAGCCGCUUUGCAGACGAGAUGGAUGACAUCCUCGACAGGGCAGGCUUACCAUCGUCGGCUAAGCCUUCCUCUCUGCGGAGAGGCGCGCUGCUCGAGGUUGCUCAGAAGCUCAAAGACAAGGAUUUCCGGCAGCAGUUCCGCAACCACAGUGAUGGGGGAAACCUGUUCAGGUCGCUCGCAGAUGAGAACGAUCUGAUCUCUGGAUACGCAAUUUUGGCCAUAGUCACGACCCUUCUUGCUGCUACCACGUCUGCGCAUCUAAUCCAGCAGCUUCGCUCGCAAGGUCUCGCCGCGCUCGUUAGCAAGCUUCUCGACUUGCCCACCGACAUCGCGCUGCUCGCAAAGGAUAGGAAGCACAACGUCUCCAAGAACGGCCAACUUAGCAUUGCGACCAUCAAAUCCUCACUUCUCGAGCUUCCCGUGUGGAAGCCGUUCUCUCCGACCUCGCUUUCGCCACGCACAUUGGCCCUGAAAUGCCUAGAUCUGCUCAUGCGGCAGCCCUCUCACGCAUCUGCUGAAGACGAGGUGCUCUCACAAGCAGUGACGGACCGCUUGUUCUCGAUCCUAGCCGAGGGCGUUUCCGAUGCGGCCUGCUGGGACUUGCCCAACCAGAACGAGUCGUGCGACUUCUACCUCGCUCUCCAUGUGCUGGAAGGCCAUUCGGUCAGCGCGAUGCAGUCGCGGCUCAGCUCGCUCUGGACCGGGCAUUAUGCGCCGAUCGUUGCCGAGGUAUUGGAGGCGGCCUUGCAACGCCCGACCGACCAACUUGGUGACCUCGAGAGCCUCACCCUACGGAUAUCGCUGAACAUCACGAACCACAACGGGGAGGCUUCGCGGAUGUUUGUCGAGAAGGGGCUGCUCCGGCGUCUCGCAGAGUCGGCCAGCAGCGCAUUCGAAAUGGUCUUGAGUUCCAUGAGAGUCGACUCCUUCAUGUCUAAGGUACUCGAAUCUCUUAUCAUGAUGUUGGGAGCCAUGAUCAACUUUUGUGUGUAUUAUCCGCCUGCAUCUCGAAAUCUGGAAGAGCAAGGCGAUGGCACGGGAUCGCCUCUCAAUCGGCUCAUCCGGCAUUUUGCAGACAACCACACGAAAACUGGUGAUGCCGACUCGAUGGAAAAGACUCAGCUCAACGUUGCCCUGGGCUACCUGUCGGUCCUUCUGGGGUAUCUCUCUCUGAGCGACUCGAUCAGAGACAGAUUUAUUCUUGUCCACCCGAAGAAGAGCAUUCAGCCGCUGCUCGAUUCGAUCAACGAGUUCAUUGCCUUUCACCGCCAAGUUGCGGAGGCGCAAGGCAGCGACGGAGACAAACAAGAGUCCGGUUCGUUGGCUCGUCUCCAAGAUCUAGCCGAUCAGCUGGCGGUGCUGCGUUGACAUGGUCUCGGGCAAACUCUCUCCACAUGUCUCAUGGUUUUACGGCGUUUCCGGACACGACAGUAACCUUCUGACACGGCUUUGCAUACGGGAUAUAUGGUCUGGGGCUAAAUGGUGGUCACGGUUUGGUAUUGCAAUGGCGGCUGAUGAAUGGACUGAUGAAUGGGGGGGGGGGGUUCACGACAUUGAGACGACACCGACGAUGGAAUGAUUUGGUAUACGGCAGAUACGUAGACGGUAACGGCCGGUUCCCGCAACUCCUCUCGCACGGGGAAUGCAAAUCAAAUCUGACAUGCC